AUGGCAGUCCCAGGAAAGAAAGGAUCAAAACAGUUUUCAUCAUCGACAACAUCCAUGGCAUCAGAUGAAGAUCUUCAAGUUUACUGCCAGCCUUGUGACGAGGAAGGAACUAGACUCCCUGCCCUUGGUUACUGCACUGACUGCAAGGAACACCUUUGCAAGACAUGCUUAACAGUCCACAAAAAACUUAAAUCUUCCAAACACCAUACAGUUCUAGAUGCUACAAGUAUGCCUAAAGUUUUGCAGCAACCCUCAACAUCCAUCCACACAAGCCAGUCUGAUGAUCUUACAACACCUUGUUUUAAACAUCCACAAGAAAUGAUCAAGUUCUACUGCAAUGACCAUAAAAAAUUACUUUGCAGUGUUUGUGUUACCCUUGAACACCAACCUACUUCCUGCAAAGUUGAUUAUAUACCUGAUAUUUCUUGUAAUAUAAUUGACAGCAAAGAAUAUCAAAUUAUCUUGAAAACACUUAAUACCACUUUUGAUCAUUAUCAACAGAUGGUAGAAGAUGUCAAGGAAAUGACGGGGAAAUCUAACAGAUCACUAAAAGAUGCACUAGAAGAUAUUAAAAAGUUUCGGAUAGAAAUAAACCAGAGACUUGAUGAACUGGAAUGA
Molecule: messenger RNA, 618 nt
Organism: Ruditapes philippinarum (Manila clam)
Lineage: Eukaryota; Metazoa; Mollusca; Bivalvia; Venerida; Veneridae
Product: E3 ubiquitin-protein ligase TRIM33-like
Exons: 1
Coding region: 1-618 (205 amino acids)
Biological process (GO): positive regulation of DNA-templated transcription
Cellular component (GO): nucleoplasm; chromatin
Molecular function (GO): zinc ion binding; ubiquitin-protein transferase activity
Source: RefSeq, a predicted model, not a curated record